GCUCUUCUGAUCCACCGUUCUAAGCUUUCGGUGGUGCAGCUCUUCAUAGCUCCAGAACAUUCUACGUCCCAUAAACCCUAGGAAUAUCAUCUUCAACACUCAAUAGCCGAAGACCAGCCAUCGACCAUUUCUUUUUGUGUCCUCAGUUUAGAAACCGAGAAAGAAGGAACGAAAGAGGAAAGGCGAGCAACCUUAAUGGCGGAAGAGCAGCAGCUACGGCUCGACCUGGAGGAGUUGAGACACCUUGAGAGCGUUGCGAAGCGUCCGCGUGUUCUCUCACUUCUCUCCUCGGAGAUCCACAGCGUCGACGCCAAGUUGGCGAAUAUAAGAGCUGUGGCUGCUAAGCCUGUGGUAUCCAAUGAUCAAUCAUCGGUUACAGCGACUGCGGCGGCUGUAAAUUAUGUGACGCUUGGGUCGUUCAGUUGGGAUCAAGAUAACGAGAAGAUCAAGAUAUAUGUGCUCCUCGAGGGUGUCAAUGAAGAAAAGGUUGAAAGUAACUUUGGAGAAAUGUCCGUGGAUGUAAAAUUUCAUGAUGUUCAAGGGAAGAAUUAUCGCAUUGCUAUUCCAAAGCUGAAUAAGGAGAUUAUGCCUGAGAAAUGCAAGGUGUUGGUCAAACCAACAAAAAUUAUCAUUUCGCUUUUCAAAGCUUCAAAAGGAAACUGGUUGGACCUCAAUUUCAAAGAAGAUAAGUUCAAGCCAAGCGUGGACAAGGGCAAGGAGAAGGAUCCCAUGGCUGGAAUCAUGGAUUUGAUGAAGAAUAUGUAUGAUGAUGGUGACGACGAUAUGAAGCGAACGAUUGCCAAGGCAUGGAGUGAUGCUAGAUCUGGAAAGAACGCAGAUCCCCUCAAAGGCUUUGGGCGCUGAAUGCAAACAAAAACUAAGGUCUGAUGGUGAUUUUGCUUUGUUUAAUAUAUGUUGCCUGCCUCAUUAUGUACUUGGAAUUACUUAAUGGCUGCCGAGAGCUAGAACAGAAACAAUUUGCUACCUUUAUAUUCUUGAGUGGCGAGUGAAUCAAGUUUAUAUGUGAA
Dendrobium catenatum is the source of this 1028-nucleotide messenger RNA. Its product is annotated as calcyclin-binding protein. The transcript has 5 exons. The record is from RefSeq and is a predicted model, not a curated record. Lineage: Eukaryota; Viridiplantae; Streptophyta; Magnoliopsida; Asparagales; Orchidaceae. Bases 196 to 864 code for a protein of 222 amino acids. Gene Ontology annotation, molecular function: tubulin binding; S100 protein binding; ubiquitin protein ligase binding.